AAGCGCAUCAAACUGCGCUAUGGCAUCUUGCACAAGGCGGCUUAGGAUGAGCUGCCAGAAGGUCAGCCUUUUGUCCCUUGUCGUGGCUUUCCUGACGUUUUUCGGCAAGGAAGGCACGGCAUUUGUUCAGCCUCUGCGACCUGGCGAUGCCGCAGGAGGCAGCGGCAGGACCUUAGGCGCGUGGAGGAGGAGGCGGCCGACGACAGAUGUCCAUCUGCCGGCUGCAAGGCAGGAGGUAAACCACACACGUGCCCCUCUGUGAGAUGCGCUGUGUUGUGUGUGUGUGUGUGUGUGUGUGUGGUGUGUGUGUCGUGGGUGCAGCUGCUGCCGAGUGUGCGUCCCGAGACGCUGCAGCUGCCAUCUGAGACGCUUUUGAGCUUCGAUGAGCCGCCCCCGCUGAGCACCACCCGCAGGAGGCGCCUGACCCACCCCGACUCCCUGCCGGCGGCCACCUUCCGUGUGACCGACAGGAAGACCAAUGCGACGGUGUACGUAGUGGGCGUCAUGCACGGCGCCCCGCUGUCCAAGAGGGACGUGGAGGACGUGUGGAACCGGGUGCAGCCUGACUCCCUCGUCAUCGAGCUGUGCGAGGAGCGAUUCGAGGUCAUCAGCACAGCCGACACAUCACAUACACACGCUCAUUGCAUCGCGUUGAUGGGAUGGUGACUUCUGUUGUGUGUGCGUGCGUGCGUGUGUGUGUGUGGAUGGCUUUGUGCAGAGUAUGUAUGCGGAUAUGAUGGCUGCCGAGGAGGGUGAGAGGCAGGGGGCGAGGUGGGCGGUGAAACGCAGCGGCAGGGUGGCCGUCACGGCCUUCCAGCGGCUCAAUGUCUUCAGCGCCUUCUUCGCCGUCGUCCUCAACGUCAUCUAUCUCGUAAGCACACACACACACACACAUGCUGUCAGAGAAAAUGGGAGGAGGCAGCUGACUUGGUUGGUUGUUGCUGCUGUGGUCGUGUGGUGUGGCUGUGUGCGCAGUUCCAGCGUCUGAUGAAGUUCGACCCCGGUGUGGAGUUUAAGAGUGCCAUCGGCCUGGCCAAACGAGACGACGUCCUCAUCUACCUCGGUACGCAACAGACAGACAUUGACGCACUUGUAGUGCGUGUGGUGGGUGCAUCCCCUGCUGAUUGUUUGUGUGCAGGUGAUCAGGACGUGCGGUCGACGAUCAACAUCACGCAGCCGCUGAGGGUGGAGACCUUCUUCAGGGCACUGAGGAACUCGCUCGAGGACGUACCCAUGUUUGGGAGGUCAGAGGGGGAGGGGGGAGAAUGAACGAAGCGCCCUUGCGUGGCAGAUGCAUGUGGACAUGUGCUCUUUGCGUGUGUGGGGUGGAUGGAUGGAUGGAUGCAUGGAUGGAUGGAUGGACGUGUGGCAGGUCUAUCGUGGGUUACCCGAACCAGCGGAACGGGCAGUACUUCAACCUCCUCUCCUGGCCUCUCUUUGACCUCAGGGUCUUCAGAGACCUCGGAGGUGAGUGGCUGCGUGACGGACGGAGUGAGGAGCAAACUGGCAUCCAUCCAUCCAUUCUAUAUGGUUUAGUGUGUGUGGUGUGUGUCAGGUCUGCUGUUUCCCGUGCUGAUGGUGUUUGAGGCCUUUGUGCUGCUGGUCCACUCGGGCAUCGGCAACACUGUGCCUGGCGACAUGUGGCGGGCAUUCUCAUACAUCAUCGAAUCAGCGUACGAACCACACACACACACACCUAGAGACAGAGAGAGAGAGAGAGAGAGCUCAGGCGCGUGUGUGUGUGCAGGUCGUUUGGCUCAUCGUUCGGCUUCAGUUUGGGCGACAGCGCGGCCAUGCUUGGCUCGAUGGCGAAGUCCAGCAGCUGGUUGAUAGAGGACAUCACGAGCGCCUUUGACAUUUUUCUCAUCCCCAUCAUCUUUUCCGGCUUCAUCCGCAAGAUCGUCAUCGACAGGGACGCCUACCUCGCCAGAUCUAUCAGGUGACCAACAUGAUAACACAGCUGGAGAGAGAGGACAUACCCAUAACGUCUUUCUUUGUCUCUGUGUGUGUGUGUAGGCAAGCGUGUGAAGACCAGCUUCAGAAGCGGCAGCAAGCAGCCUUCAACCCUGUGGACAGGCUGCUGUCGCCCUUUAAGCCAUCAGCCCCCGCCCGGCCUCCGCCCACAGUGGUGGCGGUGGUGGGGUGUCUGCACAUCAACGGCAUCAUCUCGCGCCUCAUCGAGGACGACAUGCACGUCGAUGUCGAAAAGCUCAGGGCUUUCGAGAAGAGAAAGAGGCUCCGGCUGCGGCUCGACGAUGCGAUCGACAGCGGCAGUAGCAGUGGCUUGCCGCGGACGCGCGUCAUCCAGCUGUCCAAAAGGAAGAAAAAAGCGAGGAGGGACCGGGCCGUGGCAGCAGGGACAAAGACGGGGAUGAGGGAAGCAGCAUGAGACAGAUGAGAGUGUUUCUUCUGUGUUGUGUUGAUGAGGUCGUUGGGUGGGUGAGGUGCGUAGUUGUGGGCAGCCCGGUAGGGAGUUGGGAGGGACAGUGGGAAGUGAGUGCUGUGUGUGGAUAAGUAGGUGUGCUGCCGUAGUAAGGAAGACAGAGAGGAACAGACAGAGACAGAGAGAGAGAGUGAGCGAGGGAGGGGCCCGCUGAUUUGUCCAUGUAUCUGUCAACACCCCCGGUGUGUGUCUCCCUCUUGUGUGGUGUGUUUCAAUCCCGAGGGCCUAUGUCUACCUGCAUAGCCCGUACCAUGAUCAUGAUGAUCGACGGAUGGAUGUAUCUGAGAAUUCGCAUUUCUUUCAUUGCCUGCCCAAUAUAUUACGAGUGAGUGAUGGGACUGACUGGGUGUCUGUCUGUCUGUCUUGUCUGUACAGUAAACUGACUGAUCAGAGCGAGCGACUGAGUGAGUGGGACGUUUAUACCAUUCCAUAGAGGCCUACCUAGACUUUGGCAGAUUUUGCAAACUAAUGCUUGUUCUUGCUGUGGGUGGACGUAAUGACUACGAAUGGGUGUGUGUGCUGUGCAGGAACCAGCUGAGACAACGGACGGACGGACGGAGGAACGCUUCAUCAUGACGCCAAACAGUUCACUCACCGUGCAACCAGCAAAUGUGUG
This is a messenger RNA of Vitrella brassicaformis, 3059 nucleotides long. Lineage: Eukaryota; Vitrellaceae. The record is from the annotation of a GenBank genome assembly.